This is a messenger RNA of Carlito syrichta (Philippine tarsier), 1643 nucleotides long. Its product is annotated as UDP-glucuronosyltransferase 3A2-like. Bases 72 to 1643 code for a protein of 523 amino acids. The record is from RefSeq and is a predicted model, not a curated record. Lineage: Eukaryota; Metazoa; Chordata; Mammalia; Primates; Tarsiidae. The transcript is spliced from 7 exons. Gene Ontology annotation, molecular function: UDP-glycosyltransferase activity.
UUUGGCGCAGGGAGGCGCACAGGAUCCCUUAGCAUCCCAGGUUGGACCCCGCGGCUGCUGUAGGCGUGCUCAUGGCUGGGCAGCAGGCGCUGCUUCUGGUGAGCUUCCUUCUCCCUGGGGUCCUGCUCUCAGAGGCCGCCAAAAUCCUGACAAUCUCUACAGUGGGUGGAAGUCAUUAUCUACUGAUGGACCGGGUGUCACAGAUUCUUCAAGAUCACGGUCAUAAUGUCACCAUGCUUAACCAGGAGGGAAAUUCUUUGAUGACAGAUUUUAAAAAGGAGGAAAAAUCAUACCAAGUUAUCAGUUGGCUUCCACCUAAAGAUCAUCAAAAAAAGUUUAAUAAGUAUUUUGAUUUCUUUAUGGAAGAAGCUUUGCAUGGCAGAGGAAUAUCUGAAAACUUUUUAAAAUUUGUGGAACAAAUGGGGUUUCAGUGCAGUCAUUUGCUAAGGAGAAGGGAUAUCAUGGAUUCCUUAAAGAAUGAGAACUUCGACAUGGUGAUAGUUGAAGCUUUUGACUUCUGUCCUUUCCUGAUUGCUGAGAAGCUUGGGAAGCCAUUUGUGUCCAUUCUUGCCUCUUCAUUUGGCUCUUUGGACAUUGGGCUACCAAGUCCUUUGUCUUAUGUUCCAGUAUUUGGUUCCUUGUUGACUGACCACAUGGACUUCUGGAGCCGAGUGAAGAAUUUCCUGAUGUUCUUUCAUUUCACCAGGAGGCAAUGGCAAAUGCACUCUAAGUUUGACAACACCAUCAAGGAGCAUUUCUCAGAAGGCUCGAGGCCAGUUUUAUCUCAUCUCCUACGGAAAUCAGAGCUGUGGUUUGUGAACUCUGACUUUGCCUUUGAUUUUUCCCGGCCUCUGCUUCCCAACACUGUUUAUGUUGGAGGCUUAAUGGCCAGACCUAUUAAACCAGUAUCACAAGACUUAGAGGACUUCAUCGCCAAGUUUGGGGACUCUGGUUUUGUUCUUGUGGCCCUGGGCUCCAUGGUGAGCCUCUAUCAGACUCAGAAAAUUCUCAAGGAAAUGAACAGUGCCUUUGCUCACCUCCCUCAAGGAGUUGUAUGGAAUUGUCAGCAUUCUCAUUGGCCCAAUGAUGUCAACUUGUCUGCAAAUGUAAAAAUUGUGGACUGGCUUCCUCAGAGUGACCUCCUGGCUCACCCCAGCAUACGUCUUUUUGUCACCCAUGGCGGGCAGAAUAGCAUCAUGGAGGCCAUCCAGCAUGGUGUGCCCAUGGUAGGAAUUGCUCUCUUUGGAGACCAACCAGAAAACAUGGUCCGAGUAGAAGCCAAAAAACUCGGCGUCUCUAUUCAUUUACAAAAACUCAAGGCAGAUACACUGGCUCUCAAAAUGAAACAAGUCAUAGAAGACAAGAGGUACAAGUCUGCAGUGAUGGCCGCCAGCAUCAUAAGGCACUCACACCCCCUGAGUCCCACCCAGCGGCUGGUGGGUUGGAUUGACCACAUCCUCCAGACAGAAGGGGCAGCACACCUGAAACCCUAUGCCUUCCAGCAACCCUGGCAUGAGGAGUACCUGCUGGAUGUCUUCCUGUUUCUUCUGGGGCUCACUCUGGGCACUGUGUGGCUUUGUGGGAAGCUGCUGGGCUUAGGGGCCAGGUGGCUAUGUGGGCCCAGGAAGCUGAAGGAGACCUGA